GUGUCUGGGUUGGGAAGGGUCAAGGACAGACAAACAGAUUCCCGCCCCCCUACCUCAAGGUGUUAGGGCAAGGGAAUUUCAUAGCCAACAUAGUGAUGGGGCCGGCAUCACCCGCCUUUGCCUGUCCAAGGGAUCAGGUACUAAUUUUGCAGCUUGGGUGAAUUGAAGGUGGCCUUCCAGAGUGAGAUCGAGUGGGACUCGAACUCACAACCUUCAGUAUUGUGGUAGAGCACCGUAACCCCUUGGCCACUGUGCUGCGAAAUAAAUAAAGGUGGGGAGAAUCAGUGGAGCUAAAAUAUCAGUAAAAACAUGUUAGAUGUUUGGGUCGAAAUCUGCAUGUGCAGUUUUCAAUGGUGCCAAGCUCCUACCAGUUCAUGCGGAAAUGAGCUCAGAAAGCUUUCCAUGGUAGCUCCUUCUCCUUAUGCAUGUGCACCAUAACAAUUAAACCUCUGAGUAUUUGUCACAUUUUAUACCUGUACAAAUGUUGCAUGUAGCAUUGGUCUGUACACAUCUGAAAGCUUGUGAUGUAUAAAAGCAAGCCAAGGUUUUGCAGCCUACGCUAUGGAUUACAUGUAACAGCACAGAAGAAUAGCCAUGGUGUUUGUAGUUAUGUUAGAUUCAUCAUUAACUGCCUGAUCUGCCCCUGAGGAAGACUGAGCUGCUGGUUGAAAGGGAAAUGUGUAGCACAAAGGAACUAACAGCAUUAUUGGAAUGCAGACCUUGGGGAGAAGUCUCAAAUGAAGUGCCAGAGCACCCCUGCGUGUCUCCGGUCUCAAACCACGUCUAUGAGCGAAGACUGAUUGAAAAAUACAUCGCGGAAAAUGGGACUGACCCAGUGAACAACCAGCCGCUGUCUGAAGAGCAACUGAUUGACAUCAAAGUUGCCCACCCGAUCCGGCCCAAGCCACCCUCGGCCACCAGCAUCCCGGCCAUUCUGAAAGCCCUUCAGGAUGAGUGGGACGCUGUCAUGCUGCACAGCUUCACACUCCGCCAGCAGCUGCAGACCACCCGCCAGGAGCUGUCGCACGCACUGUACCAGCAUGACGCUGCCUGCCGCGUCAUCGCCCGUCUCACCAAAGAGGUCACUGCUGCCAGAGAAGCGUUGGCGACUCUGAAACCCCAGGCUGGCCUCAUAGUCCCCCAGGCCAUGCCGUCUUCCCAGCCCAACAUCACGGGUGCUGGCGAGCCGAUGGAUCUGGGAGAGCUGGCAGGCAUGACCCCCGAGAUCAUCCAGAAGCUUCAAGACAAAGCCACGGUGCUGACCACGGAGCGUAAGAAGAGAGGCAAGACGGUUCCAGAGGAGUUGGUGAAGCCAGAGGAGCUCAGCAAGUAUCGACAGGUGGCCUCACAUGUGGGCUUGCACAGCGCCAGCAUCCCAGGGAUCCUUGCUCUGGACCUUUGUCCUUCCGACACCAACAAGAUCCUUACAGGCGGGGCGGAUAAAAACGUCAUUGUCUUUGACAAGAGCUCGGAGCAGAUCCUGGCGACUCUCAAAGGGCACGCCAAGAAGGUCACCAGCGUAGUGUUCCAUCCAUCCCAGGAGCUGGUGUUCUCUGCUUCUCCCGAUGCCACUAUCCGGAUCUGGUCGGUCCCAAGCGCCACUUGCGUGCAGGUUGUCCGGGCCCAUGAAAGCGCCGUGACGGGGCUGAGUUUGCAUGCCACUGGCGACUAUCUCCUGAGCUCCUCUGAUGACCAGUACUGGGCUUUCUCUGAUAUCCAGACAGGCCGUGUGCUCACCAAGGUCACAGAUGAGACCUCUGGCUGCGCUCUCACCUGUGCUCAGUUCCACCCUGAUGGGCUCAUUUUUGGGACGGGGACUAUGGACUCUCAAAUCAAGAUCUGGGACUUGAAGGAACGCACCAACGUGGCGAACUUCCCAGGGCACUCCGGUCCCAUCACCAGCAUCGCGUUCUCAGAGAAUGGCUACUACCUGGCCACGGCCGCUGAUGACUCCUCCGUCAAACUCUGGGAUCUGCGCAAGCUCAAGAACUUCAAGACGCUGCAGCUGGACAAUAACUUUGAGGUGAAGUCCCUCAUAUUUGACCAGAGUGGUACCUAUUUGGCCCUGGGUGGCACGGACGUCCAGAUCUACAUCUGCAAGCAGUGGACGGAAAUCCUCCACUUCACAGAGCACAGUGGCCUGACUACGGGUGUGGCCUUUGGCCACCAUGCUAAAUUCAUCGCUUCCACAGGCAUGGACAGGAGCCUGAAGUUCUACAGUCUGUAGCCUCUUUUCCUAGGAUCUGGGGGGAUGGGCUGUGUCCUUCACUGUAGUGUUGGGGUUAUUGGAGGGAGGUAACAUGGGUGGGUGGGGUUAUCAUUGCUUUACUUUGAGGUAUCAGGGGCAGGCCAACCUAGCGCGCCCCCUUCCCUGUGCUCAAAGGCUUUGUUUUUCCAGUUUUGUGUUUGUCUUUCCAGCUUAAUUCUGUUCUGUGAUUGUAACAAACAAAAUGGAA
This is a messenger RNA of Chelonia mydas (Green sea turtle), 2456 nucleotides long. It is a transcript of the gene PRPF19, whose product is annotated as pre-mRNA processing factor 19. Gene Ontology annotation, cellular component: U2-type catalytic step 1 spliceosome; cytoplasm; Prp19 complex. Gene Ontology annotation, biological process: DNA repair; mRNA splicing, via spliceosome; protein ubiquitination. The coding region runs from base 677 to 2227 and encodes 516 amino acids. The transcript is spliced from 16 exons. Lineage: Eukaryota; Metazoa; Chordata; Testudines; Cheloniidae. The record is from RefSeq and is a predicted model, not a curated record. Gene Ontology annotation, molecular function: ubiquitin protein ligase activity; protein binding.